This is a messenger RNA of Arctia plantaginis, 855 nucleotides long. The record is from the annotation of a GenBank genome assembly. Lineage: Eukaryota; Metazoa; Arthropoda; Insecta; Lepidoptera; Erebidae.
AUGAAAGCAGCAUGUAUCGUACUAUCCACCACCAUAUUCCUAGCAAUUAUGGCUGUCUGCGUCAUGGUGAAGUUUGCCACAGACAUCACAGUAGAAGAGAGGAAAAGAGAGUAUGGGUUACAAGGUGGAGCUGUGUAUCAGUUUACUAAAUCAAUGGGAGUGAUAAGUCUACAUGAUAACACGUCAUUUUCGAUUGCUGAAAGGUUUCCAUAUGUGGCUGCCGUGACGAGAAACUCCUCAACGCUUUGGUCGUUUACGUGUUUUGCUAGUGUGGUUUUGAUUAAGUGGGUGGUGACUUCAGCACAUUGCAGACGUCCAGGAGCAACUCACCGAAUACUUCUCUUCCAAGACUUCGCCAGAAACUACACCCACACAUACCCUGUAUUAUUCUGGCGGCUACACGAACAAUUCAACAUUAGCAACCCCACACCGAAGUACGACAUUGCAGUGGCAAAAUUGAACGUGGACAUAUACCCUUUCACAAUUAAACCGUCAAUUUUUGACGAGAAAGAAGUAAAAUUUCUAGAAGCGGCUGUUUGGAAGACUGUGUCUACUAUGAACAAGAAAUUGUACCUGACGAACGACUUUGAAAAGUUCGAAGUGAAGUUAGCUCCUUUCGACAAAUGUUUCGAAGGUUAUGGAGUUGAGUUGGACGAGAGUCUGUUGUGUGUAGAUUUGUCUGAUCACGACGAUUGUUUUGUACAUGAGUUUGGACCGAUAUAUUCUAUGGAUAAAGUGGUUGGUAUACUCGCUGUGAAGCCGCGGGAUUGCGACAUGAAGUUGGCGAUAUUUACAAAUAUCUCGUAUUACACGAAUUGGAUUUUGAAAUCGACUCACACGACUUAUUAUGGUUGA